Molecule: messenger RNA, 429 nt
Organism: Hevea brasiliensis (rubber tree)
Lineage: Eukaryota; Viridiplantae; Streptophyta; Magnoliopsida; Malpighiales; Euphorbiaceae
Exons: 1
Coding region: 1-429 (142 amino acids)
Source: RefSeq, a predicted model, not a curated record
AUGAUAGAAGGAUCUUCAGUGAACGUUCACAUUCUGAAAAUGAUUGGCUAUAUUAAAAAAUUAGACCAACUAGGCUUUGUCAUGGAUCAUAAGUUAAGCAUUGACCUGGUCUUACAGUCUCUACCUCCAAGCUUAUCACAGUUCAUAAUGAACUUUAACAUGAAUCAGUUGCAAGCUACAUUGCCUAGACUGUUGGGUAUGCUAACCACUAUUGAAAAGGAACCUAAGAAGGACAAGUCCUCUGUUCUUAUGGUUCAAUCUUCUAAGCCUAAAUCCAAGUGGGCCAAGAAGAAGAACUAUAAGAAGAAAGGGGCUUCCUUUAAAGCACUUAAGCCUACUAGUGCAUUAAAAAGGACAAAGGUACCUGCCAUCAUUGUUGCAAAAAAGGCCACUGGAGGAGGAACUGUGCUGACUAUCUUGCUACUCUGA